AUGGCCUCUGGCAUAAACAAGAUUCGUCAGCCAGGGACUUGCAACGGAUCUAAAGCCGCUCGGAGCAGCUCGGCAGAGGGAUGCAGUCAGGAAAUGCACGUGAAAAUGUGCAAGAAGAUCGCCCAGCUCACGAAGGUGAUAUAUGCCCUGAACACUAAGAAUGAUGAACAUGAGGCUAGUAUACAGGCUCUGAGAGAAGCUCAUGAAGAAGAAAUUCAGCACAUUCUUGCUGAAAAAAGGGAAACGAUUCUCCAGUGUAAAAGCAAAGUUGAAGACGAAAAAUUUCUGAGAAAACGUAUUCAGGCCCUUGAAAUUGCAGUAGAACAGCACAAGAGACUGAAGGAAGAAGCCAUGGCAGAGUUAACAUUGUACAAGAAGCAGGUGGAAGAGAAGGAGCUGAGAACAGAAGCGAAACAAGCACCAACCAUCCUUUCUACAGAAGCAGUAGAUACCAAAGCAGACUUUGAAAACAAGCUUCUACAUUUAAAUCAGGAGUCUGAUGGAUUGCUAAAUGACUGCAAAGCAUCUAGGAGAGAAAAUCUAGAUAAAAAAGUAAUUUUAGAUGAAAAAUAUACUGUGGAAGGACAAGAUCUAAUAAAUGAGAUGGAAAACCUGAACAGUGAGAAUCAGAAAGCAACUGAAGAAUAUACUCAGAAAACAAGCAAACUGCAAGCCUCUUACGAGAGAGAGACUUUGAAAAAGGCUAUGCAGCAAUCUAUGAUAGAAACUAAGAAUUGUCAGCAAAGAGAAAUGGAGCAAAGGAAGAGCUCAGAGACUGAGGAAGGUUUUUUGCUGCAGCAGGUAAAGAAGCUGGAGGCAGACCUAGAGGAGAAAAACCAGAAGAUAAAUGAGAAGAAGAAGCAUUCCCAGAAGCUGAAGGAGAGAAUACAGGAUUUGGAAGUGUAGCUUAAGGGAACACAAGAAGAAAUUCUGGGAUCAAAAAGCAGAGUGAAAAAAGUGGAGGAAUAUCUAAGUGUAGCCAAAGAGAGAAAUAUACUUCAAGAGAAGGAAAUCCUGCAAAAAGCAGGCAAGCAACAGUCUCAUAAGGAAAAGAUUUGUUUGAAGGAAUAGCUGUUAAAAGGGCUGGAAGGUCUUGUAAUGAAGCAUACAAAGGAAAUCAAGCCAGUCUAAAACUUCAUGGAAGCUGAAAGAAAAAAAAUGCAGAAGGAGCUCCAGACACAGCUAGAGGAAUUUAAAAGAAAAUCUGAGUGUGAACUAAAGCAACUAGAGAAAGAGAAAGAAGUCCUAACUGGGAAACUUCAAAACUCUUCACUUGAGGUUUUGAGGCUCCAAGAUUUUAUUAAGCAAAAUGAGGAUAUUCCCAAAUAUACAAAAUUUCUUCAGUCUAGUUCAAGAAAAAGUCUUCAAGAAAUCAAAAGGCUUAUGAAAAGACGCAGUUAUUCCUCAGGUUUUGCAGAUGGAAAAAGUAAGGCAGGAGAAAGAAGCAGAUGGCAAGAAAUGGUAAAAGCAGAAAUCAGGACUAGAAGUGAAGACAGGUCAAGGUACAACAUCGUUGAAGGUUGUGGUCAUAAAGAGGGAGUACUGAAUAUCCUUUCUCCAAAAGGAGUUGAAACCCUGGGAACUGAUGCAAACCCUGUGGUGGCUCAGCUGAAACAAAUAUUAGACCAGCAAGCAAAUAAUUUCAAGGAGUCACUGAGGAAACAUAAUCUACAGUCCAACAAAGAAAAAGAGAAGCUUCUGCAGGAUCUUCAAAAUACCAUUAAAGAAAACCAGAAUGUUAAACUGCAGUUGGAGGCAUCACAUCAAAAGGUCUUAAAAAUGUUGGAGAAAAGCAAAAAUCAGGAACUCAAGGAGGCAGAAGAACGUUUGAAAAAGGAAUUUAAUGAGACUUUAAAGAUCCAACAUCAGUCUCAUAGGCUGGAAAUACAAACCUUGGAAGAGAAAGCAAAGAAAGAAUUACAUGAUGAACUCGAACAGAUACAGAAGCAGCAAACUCUGUUGCUAGGAUCUCUAAGGAUGGAACUCUCUGAGCAACAAACACUGUGCACCAAUCUCAAGAAACAAAUAGAUGAACUCCAAACGGAGCUGAGGAGUGUGAGGACACUGAAGAAGCAUCAGGAAGGAAGUAGCCAGAGCCAGAUCAGAUCUCUUCAUGAUGAACUGGAAAAAUGUCAGAGUGAAAUUUCCGAACUCAAGAAAGAGAAUUUACUUUUGAAGGAUACAAUGGAGCUACUCAGUGCUGAGUUGGAAUCGCAGAAGCAAGAAGCUGCACAGCUUCAGGACAGGGAAAAACAGCACAGGAGGACCAAUAAUUUGUAUAGGGGAAUAGUUAAAUUGGAAAGGCUACUGGUAGAAGACCUCAAUAUCAAGCAUAAAAAAGAACUGGACAUACUGAAACAAGAUCAGCAGAAGGAAAUGGAAAACAUAUUAUCUGAUUUCAGCAGCACUCAGGCACAUCUCCAAGCAAAGAUUUUCUCCUUAGAGACUAAACUUAAAGAAUUAGAAGAAAAGACAAGAAAGAGGGAGUCCAGAUCAGAAGAUACACACCUUAUAAGCUGUCUGCAAGACAAAUUAAGUGAGAGAGAAGAGAUUAUCAAGCAGCUGGCGGAAGGAAGAAAAUUUCAGCAUUCACUUUUAGCCAACACUGAAUCUUACAGGAAUCGAUCAUUUUCUUUCAACCCUAAUACAGUAUGUUUGUCUCCUUCCAUGAAGCAGAAGAAAACAGCUGAAGCGCCCAGUCGCGUUGUCAGUGUUCCGAAUUUAGCUUCCUAUGCAAAGAGCUUUUUGAGCUGUGACUUGAGAUCAAAAAGAAGUGCUCCUCAAAUAACAAAAUCUACAAGCUUAGACCGGAGUCCUGGCUGCCUCAGUGUGAGAUCUCCAUCAGCACAGUCCUCCGACAGCAGCGCUGCCACCAGGACACAAGGCAAUGAAUCGCCACGAACCAAAGAUGACCAAACCCAAGACCCUCAGCAUCAAGAAUGGUUUACUAAGUAUUUUUCAUUCUAA
This is a messenger RNA of Tauraco erythrolophus (red-crested turaco), 2967 nucleotides long. The record is from RefSeq and is a predicted model, not a curated record. Lineage: Eukaryota; Metazoa; Chordata; Aves; Musophagiformes; Musophagidae.